Ipomoea nil (Japanese morning glory) is the source of this 549-nucleotide messenger RNA. Its product is annotated as probable protein phosphatase 2C 55. The transcript has a single exon. The record is from RefSeq and is a predicted model, not a curated record. Lineage: Eukaryota; Viridiplantae; Streptophyta; Magnoliopsida; Solanales; Convolvulaceae. Bases 1 to 549 code for a protein of 182 amino acids.
AUGUCUAACGCCGUCUUAUCCGUCCGUCAUCAGAGAGACACAGUCGGCACCGUGGACCCCAUGACAGCCCUCGAUGAAGCCUACGUGGACACCAAAGCACAAGGCUCUUCCACGGCGUGUAUCUUGACGUUAGUUGACGACUGCGUGAUCGGCGACAGCGGCUUCGCAGUCCUACGCGGCGGGAAAAUCGUCUACACCUCCCCGCCUCAGCAGUCGCGGUUCAACUGUCCGGUUCAGCUGGGGAAAUCGUGCGCCGCGGCCGAGAAAUUCGAGGUGAAGGUGAAACCGGGAGACAUCAUCGUAAUGGCGAUGGAUGGAUUGUUCGACAACGUUCAUGAAUCCGAACUAGAAGAUUUGGUUAACAGAUCGGGCUCCGACGAGAAGCCGAUGAAGUUGGCGAGGAAGAUUGCUCGGUACGCGCUUAAGAAUUCCCUGAACAGAAACAUCGAUACUCCAUUCUCGGCGGCGACCAAGAUCGCCGGAAUCGACGAGCAUGCAAUCGGCGGCAAGUACGAUGAUAUAACAGUGGUGGUUGCUUAUAUUCAAUAA